This is a messenger RNA of Glycine soja, 1550 nucleotides long. RefSeq names its product haloacid dehalogenase-like hydrolase domain-containing protein Sgpp. Bases 433 to 1245 code for a protein of 270 amino acids. The record is from RefSeq and is a predicted model, not a curated record. Lineage: Eukaryota; Viridiplantae; Streptophyta; Magnoliopsida; Fabales; Fabaceae. The transcript is spliced from 5 exons.
AAAUAUCCAAGAGGCAAUAAUCAGUUAUUGGGUUAUGUAUUGCAUUGGUUUACAUGCCUUUACUAUUACAGCUAUGUGAAUUAACUCUCAAUGCCCAAACUAGGGAAUAAUGCAUGUGUGUGAUAUGUCAAAUUCUUUGUUAUAAUUCUCACAUUACUGGCUUUUGUUUAACUGGCCAGCCCCUCUGCGGCUGAUCAGUUAAACAAGAAGCCAGUAAAGACAUACUUAUAGAUGAGAUAUGAUUUGCAUUGUUAGACAUAAAAACUGUUAUGUCCUUCACGUCCACCCAACAGUUUAUGAUUUUGAAACAGUUAGCUUAUGGCAAGGUAUGAAAUCCUCUACAAUUACAUCUUAGUUCAGAACUCGAUCCUUGUUAUCUUCAUUCUUCUAAAUAGAAGUUAAAUUUCAGGAUAAGGGAAGGUACUUCGGUGUAUGAUCUAUGUUUUAAAUAAAAAGGACUCUUGCGGGGACACGUUACUUAGACAUAUAAACCAUUUAUGUGCCUUACGCUAUGGCUUAUGCUUUUGCGGCCAGAGUUCUCUCACCGGUCUUGCUCCACUUGAAGCUGUGCUCUUUGAUAUAGAUGGAACACUUUGUGAUUCUGAUCCGCUCCACUAUUAUGCCUUCCGUGAAAUGCUUCUAGAGAUUGGUUUUAAUGGAGGUGUUCCUAUAUCAGAGGAAUUCUUUAUUGACACUGUUGCUGGCAAACACAAUGAUGAUAUAGCCUUGGUUCUCUUUCCUGGUGAUCUGGAACGAGGUUUAAAGUUUGUGGAUGAUAAGGAAGCCAUGUUCCGGAGAUUGGCCGCUGAGCAACUGAAGCCUUUGAAUGGUCUUGAUAAAGUGAGGAAAUGGAUUGAAAAUCAUGGGCUGAAGAGAGCUGCAGUUACCAAUGCUCCAAGAGCAAAUGCAGAACUCAUGAUCUCAAUACUUGGUCUCUCAGAUUUCUUCGACGCUGUUAUUAUUGGUGGUGAAUGUGAACAUGCCAAGCCUCAUCCAGACCCCUACCUGAAAGGUCUCGAAGCUCUGAAGGCAUCAAAGGACCACACAUUUGUAUUUGAGGAUUCUGUUUCAGGGAUCAAAGCUGGAGUUGCAGCUGGGAUGCCUGUUAUUGGUUUAGCUACUCGAAACCCAGAAAAUUUAUUGAUGGAAGCAAAACCUGCCUUUCUGAUUAAGGAUUAUGAGGAUCCAAAAUUGUGGGCAGCUUUGGAAGAACUUGACAAGGCUACCAGUGCUCGUUCAGUUUGAAUUACUAGUGCAACUGACAGAAUUUUCUGAUAAAAACAAAUAGCGGGAUUCACGUUAAAUUCAGAGGUUCGCCUGCAUAAUUUUGUUGUAGGUGGCCACAUUAUACUACUAGUGCAUAAUUAGUGUUGCUUUGCAACCGAGAGCAGACAGUUAUAUUCUAUUUAUGUUUUGUAAUAAUGUCAUUAUCAGUAUGAACUCGCGGGUUAAGCCAAGCAGAUUGCUGAGCCCAAGUGAUAUUGUUUACACUUGACAGAAUCAAAAUAUAAAAUCUAUCACAAAUAAUUUACAAUAUAUAUUGUUUAAAA